Molecule: messenger RNA, 696 nt
Organism: Acanthosepion pharaonis
Lineage: Eukaryota; Metazoa; Mollusca; Cephalopoda; Sepiida; Sepiidae
Source: the annotation of a GenBank genome assembly
AUGUUUUUAUUCUUUUCUCUCUUGCAGAAUAUCUUAAUCAAAAUAGAAGAGGAUGAUGUCUACACUGCCAUUGUAGCAGACUUUGGUCUGGCAGCAAAAAUUCCUGAUCCUCUAGACAAAACACAACUUCCCAUUGUAGGCUCACCUUAUUGGAUGGGCCCAGAAGUGCUGAAAGGUCUACCUUACAAUGAAAAAUUUCUAAAAUUCUGUGUAAAUUCUUUUAUCCUUUCUUUCUUCUCUUUGUUGCCCUUCCCUCCUCUAUCUUUACCUCUGUCAUUCUCUCUCUUUCUCUCUCUCCCUUUCUGUUAUUAUCUCUCUCUCUGUUAUUAUCUUUCUCUCUCCCUUUCUGUUAUUAUCUCUCUCUCCCUUUCUGUUAUUAUCUCUCUCUCCCUUUCUGUUAUUAUCUCUCUCUCCCUUUUUGUUAUUAUCUCUCUCCCCCUUUCUGUUAUCUUUGUAUCUCACUCUUCCUCUUUCUCUGUUUCUCUCUCUCUUUGUCUCUCCCUCUGUUACUAUCUCUCUCUCUCUUUCUGUUACUAUCCCUCUGUCACCCUCUUUCUUUCUGUUACUAUCUCUCUCUCUCUUUGUCUCUCCCUCUGUCACCCUCUCACUCUUCCUCUUUCUUCUCUCUUUUUAUAUCCUCUUUUUUUUCUGUUUCUUCUUUUCUGUUUUACUUUCUCACUCUCUCUUCUGUUUUGA